AUGACCAUGGGUUCGUCAGAGGAGUUGAGAAAGCAAGGAAACCGGCUCUACUUUAGCGUAGAAACUCCGCCCGAAAGCGAAGCUGACCGGGCGCGUCUGGAGGACGCCAUCAAGCUCUACAACCGGGCGCUCUCGGCGGCCCGGGGCUUGCAGGACUAUCUAUCAGCGCUAAAGAACUUGGGGAUGGCCCAUCUGAAGAUCUCUGCGUAUCCUUCGCUCUCCUCGAAGAUGGUCAUUUAUCAUCUUGAACAGAGCGCAUUUCCGUUUGCGAAGGCACUGGACGCCACGGAAGGUCAGCCGGCAAGCGCGUGGGUUGCGGACUUGAAGUCCCGGGUUCAGGAGGCCACCACGAGCUCGCUGGGCACCAUCAGGGACUUGGAGGACUACAGGGACAAGGAGACUGCUUUGCUGAGGCUUUGCGAGGUGGUGCAUCGCGGUCAGAAGUCCAUCGUGUUCUUCGAGAUGGGGAACCUUUACUACGGCGUGGGGGUCGUCGCCCGAGACGCUCGAGAUUUCAAGAAAUGCCUUUCUGCAUUCGAGGACUGCAGAUUUCCAUACGCGGAAGCCCUGCGCUACCUCCCUCACGCGUUUUCAAAUGACGACAAACUGAACAGUGAAAUUGAAGAGCAAAUGAUGACACUCGAUGUUAAUCUCUCGAUAGCCCAGGCGAUGCAGGCGAUCUAUAUCGGCGAGGAACUCCAGAAGAAGGCCGUGUAUGAUGAGGAAACAACGGACGUGGAGCUACUGUGGGACUCUGCGGACUGGUUCACGAAGGCAAUCCUCUGCUCCCGGGACCGAGAUCUCGAGAACGAAGCCAUCGCCUCUUCCAAGCUGGGAUUGAUAUUCAUUCAGCUUCUGAACCUUAAAGAGAAAGGGUACAAAUUGCUGGAAUACGCAUUGCAACUGACCGAGGCCCUGAAACCGAGGUCGUUCGUCACCCAACCCUGGCACCAGGAGUGCGUCAAGGCGAUGAGCGACUACCAGCAGAAGCGCCAGGCGGAAGAGGAUGCCAAAUUGGCCAAGGAGCGGGCCCCCUACAUUGAGAAGCUGAAGGACCUCCUCCAGGUCGUGAAGGAGGCGGCUGACGACUCCCCGUACAAGCUGCUUCGCCACGUCUAUUCGAAGCAUCCCCCGAAGAAGGGGAAGCUGAAGGAUCCCCUCGAUGCAUCCACGCUGAAGAAGAGGCUGAAGAAGGCGCUGGUUCAUUACCACCCGGACAAAAACACAGUGACGGAGCACGGGAUGGAGUGGUUCGUCCUGUGCGAAGAAAUCUAUAAGUACUUGUCGGUGAAGUACACCAUACAGAAGGCGUGA
This is a messenger RNA of Darwinula stevensoni, 1314 nucleotides long. NCBI's taxonomy places the organism in Eukaryota, Metazoa, Arthropoda, Ostracoda, Podocopida, Darwinulidae. The record is from the annotation of a GenBank genome assembly.